Molecule: messenger RNA, 1231 nt
Organism: Ceutorhynchus assimilis (cabbage seed weevil)
Lineage: Eukaryota; Metazoa; Arthropoda; Insecta; Coleoptera; Curculionidae
Source: the annotation of a GenBank genome assembly
GCUGAUUAGAAUUUAGAAACAUAAAACAUAAAAAUUAAAAAAAAAAAAUUACAUCACCGACACCAGUUCUGUGAAUUGUACAUUAAAUUGCAUGAUUCAGCAGUCAGACUUUUAUCUCCGUGACUUUAACCUAGAGAAUUUGCCACUCAUCAUCUUUUGAAAAAAGGCAAAAAAGCAUUUAAAGCGCAGUCAAGUUACAGCGAGGUGCAUGUGAAUAGUUAGAUUUGGUUAGUGAGGACGGAAACUGUUAUUUUUGAUAUUCUUUCCAUCUAUUUCCCAAAAUGAGUAUCAGUACCGAGGGAUUAGAUAUUAAAGGAAAAGUCAUUUUCAGUACUGGAAAUAUUAUGUCAAUGAGUGAUAUUACCAAAAAACCUAGUCAAAAUUCUACAGAAGAGUUAGUUGAAGCCAUAAAAUUCACUCUAAAAAACCAGAAGACCAAAUCAAAUGAAUUCAUUACCGAUCAUUUGCAAAUGGGCUCCAAAGGUGAGGAAAUCCAAUUGAAAAUGCAGGAAAUAGGGUUCGAUGACUUAAAAAUUGGACUCAAAGUAUUUUUAAUUAAUGACAAUCCAGCUUUACUGGAAGAGGCCCUUUCACAAGCCCUACAAAAACAAUUGAAUGUCCCGAAAGUUUUUGAUGUCAUAAUUUCUUUCAAAAACCAUUCAUUAGAUGAAGCAGCGAAUCAAGAGCCUAACUUAUUAGACAAAAGUGAAUUUGACAAUUUGAAUCAAAUUAAACCUAUAUGGAAAUGUUUGGAGACCUAUGUCAGCAAAAAAAUAGUGGGAGAAUUAGGAAUUGCUGAUAUUGAAGAGAGCACAUUCAAGGAAUUAUAUGAAUGGGCUACUAUUAAACCCAGCAUUGUACAAAUAAAUUUGGAAACAUGUUGCGUGGUACCGCCUGGAUUACAAUCAUUUUGCAAAGAGAAAGAAGUUAAAUUGUAUACGCAUAAUGAUUCUAGUGUCAUUCUGCCUGAUAAACUCGUAGAAGAGAUGUUCGGAAACACGCUCGAGCUGCAAUGGGCUGUCAGGUUUACAAUUCACAUUAAAUGCAGAGGAGUAUUAACCACCAAAGGAUAUUGCAUUUGUAUGGACACGAAGGCGAAAUAAAAUUAUCAGGUUUUUUUUUCCAAAUUAAGUACCUAAAAUUUCAGUAUUCUUAUUCUUGAAAUAAUAUUAGAUAUUUGCAUUCCCAUCUUUUUAUAUGUUUCAAUAAAUAUUAUACAGCUUCAAUUAUU